Messenger RNA from Aureobasidium namibiae CBS 147.97, 804 nucleotides. RefSeq lists its product as uncharacterized. Gene Ontology annotation, biological process: protein polyubiquitination; protein monoubiquitination. Lineage: Eukaryota; Fungi; Ascomycota; Dothideomycetes; Dothideales; Saccotheciaceae. The record is from RefSeq and is a predicted model, not a curated record. The coding region runs from base 1 to 804 and encodes 267 amino acids. Gene Ontology annotation, molecular function: ubiquitin protein ligase activity. The transcript has a single exon.
AUGGAAUUGGAGCAUGACCACGACCCAUCAAUCGGCUUCCGCAUCAAGGCCAAGGCCAGACUACGAGAUGCCCCUCAAGAUACUUGUGUCAUCUGUCUGGACCCCGUCACCGAACGCGCCGUCGCCGUACCUUGCAACCACCUGAACUUCGACUUUCUCUGCCUGUGCAGCUGGACCCAAGAACAAUCUUGCUGCCCACUAUGCAAAACUCCCUUGACUGCCAUCGAGUACGACUGGCGUUCGCCGACUGAUCGUAAACUCUACACGAUUCCCAAGCAAGAGGAACCGCCCAAGGCACAUGCUGGCGUAACGACCACAUCACGCCUCCGCCCACCGCGUCGACGAGCAGCUCCAUCGCACCGUCCCUUGCACACAAACCCCGAUGCUGCUCUAGCAUUCCGCCGCCGCAUCUACUCGGAUCAAAACUACAGUCUCCACGUCGGCGCAAACCGCACCUCUCAAUACGCCAACUUCACUCCCACCACCUUCACCACCUCUGCGCCUCUUCAAUCCCGCGCUCGCCUCUUUAUGCGCCGCGAACUGCAAGUCUUUGAUUUUCUGGCUGAGAACAAUGCCAGACUGGGUUUCCUGAUCGAGUACAUUGUGGCUAUCCUCAAGACGACUGAAACCAAAGAUGCCAGCGGUUCGGCGAAGACGCUGGUCGCCGAGUUUCUUGGAGAUGGGCCUGCGGGCUUGUUUUUGCAUGAAUUGGAGGCUUGGUUGAGGAGUCCGUAUGAGAGGCUGGAGGAUUGGGACCGCCAUGUGCAGUAUGCAUACAAGCGGCCUAGGUAUUUGGAUGCAUGA